Messenger RNA from Metschnikowia bicuspidata var. bicuspidata NRRL YB-4993, 971 nucleotides. RefSeq lists its product as uncharacterized. The transcript has 3 exons. Bases 283 to 861 code for a protein of 192 amino acids. Lineage: Eukaryota; Fungi; Ascomycota; Pichiomycetes; Serinales; Metschnikowiaceae. The record is from RefSeq and is a predicted model, not a curated record.
AAAUCUACCUGCUUCAACCUUUCUCUUUUUCUUCCUUGUCUCAAUCUCUCUUAUUCUACCUUAUAUGUUUUAUAGUGUCUCUUUGGCCUUCCACUAUCAUCCUCCAUCCAGUAUCAUCCACUAUCAUCUAUCAUCCAAUAUCAUCCAUUAUUAUCCACACUAUCAUCCACAAACUACACUCUACCCUCCCCAACAUAUCAGCAAUAUCAUCCACGAAUUACAUUCCACCUCCCAAAAAAUAUCAGCAUUGUCAUUCGCAAAUUAUACUCCACCAUCCGCAAUAUGUCAGCAUUAUCCACAGAUAACACUCUACCGUCCACAAUAAAUCAGCAUUAUCAUCCACAAUUAUCCACAGAUUAUCCACAGAUUAUCCACUAUCAUCCAAUAUCAUUCAAUAUCAACCAACACCAACAUCAACCAACAUCAACCAAUAUCAACCAACAUCAACUAAUAUCAACCACAAACCAUCAUCCACAAUACAUCAUCUUUCUCGUUAAAUACCAUCCACUAUCAUUUGCAAAUUACACUCUACCAUCCGCAAUAAAUCAGCAUUGUCAUUCAGUAUCAUCCAAUAUCCGCAUUAUCAUCCAGUAUUAUCUACACUAUCAUCGACAAAAUAUUAUCAUUAUCAUCUUCAAAUCACACGUCCCCAUCCACAACACAUCAGCAUUAUCAUCUUCAAAUCACACCUCCCCAUCCACAACACAUAUCAUCAUUGUCAUCUUCAAAUCACACGUCCCCAUCCACAACACAUCAGCAUUAUCAUCCACAAAAUAUCAGCAUCAUCACUCCACCGCACCCACCCCAGCAGGCCAUCGCCGCAGCUACAUGCACUCCCGCUGCCUGGUGUUCUCCACGUAGAAACACCCCACCCAAAAACCACAAACCCGCCGCCCGCCAAACCCGGCCCCGCACAUCCAGACCCCACACAUCCAGACCAGGCGCCCCGGCGCAGCCUCGGGCCCGGCGUU